Messenger RNA from Aspergillus melleus, 1302 nucleotides. RefSeq names its product TFIIH complex kinase subunit CCL1. Gene Ontology annotation, biological process: regulation of cyclin-dependent protein serine/threonine kinase activity; regulation of transcription by RNA polymerase II. Gene Ontology annotation, cellular component: nucleus; transcription factor TFIIK complex. The record is from RefSeq and is a predicted model, not a curated record. NCBI's taxonomy places the organism in Eukaryota, Fungi, Ascomycota, Eurotiomycetes, Eurotiales, Aspergillaceae. The transcript has 2 exons. Gene Ontology annotation, molecular function: cyclin-dependent protein serine/threonine kinase regulator activity. Bases 1 to 1302 code for a protein of 433 amino acids.
AUGAUCGAGGACGAUUUUUACCGUUCCUCAUCCCAGUUUCGAUUCUGGUCGUUCACCGAAACGUCCCUGCAAUCCCUACGAGCCAAAACCAAUUCUCUUGCCAGUGACCGCGUACGAACUGCUUUGCGCAAGGCACGAGAUAAUCGUCAAUCGGCCGCCUCGUCGGCAGCAGGCACGCCAAACCCCACCGGCAGCGAUGCGGACAGCAAAGCCGGGGAGGAGAAGGACGUCGAGUGUUUGACACCAGAGGAGGAGCAAGUGCUUGUGCGAUAUUUCUGCGAACAGCUUGUUGAGUUAGGAGAGAGCUAUAAACCACCGCUGCCGACGAUAGUUCGGGCCACCGCAAUCCAAUACCUUCGCCGCUUCUACCUCACCAACUCCCCCAUGACCUACCACCCGAAAACCAUCAUGCCGUGCGCUCUCUUCCUCGCGACAAAAACGGACAACUACUACCUCUCGCUGCGUCAAUUCGCCGAGGUCGUUCCCGGCGACACCACCGCGGACGACAUCAUCGCGCCCGAGUUCCUCGUCAUGCAAAGCCUGCGCUUCACCUUCGACGUGCGACACCCCUUCCGCGGCCUCGAAGGCGGCAUCAUGGAACUCCAAGCGAUGGCGCAAGGCCUCGGACAACCAGCGCCUCACUUCCCCCAGCAAACAGCCGACGAGCUACGCCGUCAAAUCCUCUCCCUACCCCCCUCCCAAUCCACCCACCAGUCCUCCUCGAUCAACGAUCGCCUCGCCCGCGCACACACCACGACCCGCGAACUCCUCAAAUCCGCCGCCCAAAUGACAGACGCAUACUUCCUCUACACGCCCUCGCAGAUCUGGCUCUCGGCCUUCCUCCUCGCCGACCGCCCCCUCACCGAAUUUUACCUCGACACGAAACUCGGCGGUCCCCUCGGCCCCUCUCAACAGGGGAACCCACUCUACGACCUCCGCACCAAACUCAUCCGCACGCUCACCGACUGCUCCGCCCUCCUGAAAUCCUACACGCCUCUCGCGUCCGACCCAGACCAGAAAAAGAACCUCCGCCGCAUCGGCAAGAAGCUAUAUCACUGCCAGAACCCGGCCCCGGAGAAAGCCAACCUCGCCGGUCAGAAACGCAUCCCAGCUGCGGCGGCAGCUGGCGCAGCGGGCGGUGGAAGUGGAGCGGACCCUGGCACGUCAGAGAGCGAGGUGGAGCGGCUAGCGAAGAAGCGGAAGUUGGAACGCGAGCAGAAGGAGAAACUAGGGAAUGAUUUGUUCGGCGGGGAGCUUGUUGCGCAGCGGACCAAGGAGGGGGGUCAUAGUAUGCAGCAAUAA